GCUUGAUUGACUGAUUGUCCUUGCAUCCCAUUCGCUCGACUCGUGAGAAGGCUGUGUCGUCUCUGGUGCGGUUGUUUGUUACGGUUCUGUGGUACUAUAUACAUAUGUAUUGUCGCUGAAGUACCACUCGCCUGCGGUGCAAACAAAUCAUUCAGUGCAUUCAGAAUAUCUUGGCCAUAACGAGAAUGUAAUGGGCCUGCAUAGCAUACUAAUUAUUGUGCUUGUUAAUCCUUCAGUUAGUAAGUACCUUUUCGUGAUUGCCGCUUUGGGUGAAAUGCUCUAUGCCCGGCUCCUUCCCGUUUCAGAUGCUCUGCUUGACCGGUGCGAUGCGAUGCUUCAGACCACAAGCAUUCGACACGGUGAUUCUUUACCAUAUAAAAUGCCGUCAAUGUAUAGGCACAUGCUCCGUCAUUUACUUUGAGAUCUAGCAGCUUCAUUGUUGCUUUUUGCGACGCCGAGCCCAUCAGCCAGGAUGGCCGACAGCACUAUACCAUCACCUUCGCAGUUGGCGCUCGCGCUGGCCAUCGUCAAGCAAAAGCCACUCGGAACCACCAUGAAAGAUUACUUUACUCGCAUUCGGCAGUUCAUCAAAGCAGUCACGCCGACAGACCGACCCACAAGCCGAGACCAGUUCUUUGACAGUGUCGCAUUCUGGCAGAAGGCGUACGAGACAUCCGAAGCCGAACAGAGCAAGCUCCUUGACCGGAUAUACGAGCUGGAACAACGCAACGAAGUGCUUACCACCAAAUUACACGGCUCGAAUGCUGUCUCGAAAGACAUGGCACAGGAACCCACGAAGCGGAAGGCGACCUUAGAUGCUAGCAUGGCUGGCACUAAUACUUCAAGGAAGAAGCCCAAAUCACAGACGCUGUCACAGAGCAGAGCCUGUAUGCUGACUGAGAAUACCUCCACUGGGCGGGACGGUCAGGUACUUGAGUACCUUGAGGAGCCUACAGCAUCAUUUAUGAGGAGGUUCUACACUCUGCAGAAGUUGUUGCAGCGAAGUACCAAUAAUCCAGCUAUUGCGCAUGCUGCAGGUGAACUAUGCUCCGUCGCAGAAAAUGAUAUACUCCGUGCAGUCCAACAGCAAGCUGGUCCCAGUGCGGAAGGAAUAGAUGCAUCUGUCGCCAAGAAUCCAAGUGUAUCGGCGAUUUUGAACAGUAUAUACAGCGCCUAUCAGCUACUGCUGAAAGCUUUGAAGAAGGUUCCUUCAACCGAAUCAGCAGUGCAAGUUCGUGGCCAGGUCAUUUUCCACAUUGUUCGACUGUCCGAGACAGUCAUCAAAGCGUUGAGUACCCAUUGCCGAUUCAAUGCUAAGCAGCAACGUUCAACUGCGGCGUCAGCGACCAAAUCGAGGUCCUCUGCGAGGUCAAAAAGGUCCAAGAAAGUCCAUUCGAACGAUAAGACCCCGUCAAGCACGAAUGAUGAGGUUGCCCAGCUGAUGAGUCUGCUACUUUGCAGAAUGGCUCUUUCACUGGACAAGACAUGCUCAAAGACCUCAGACCUACGAAACGGUUUUAGCUACGUGUUGCUCAGCCGUGUUGGCGAGUUACUUUGUUUAUUUGUCUUCAAAGACCUCCAUCUGCAAUCCGAUCUGGAAGGAGAUCCUGCUAAUUUGUCACUCCCACAUGGCCUAGAGGAUGUGCAGCUUGACGAGGAAUCCGUCCUAGCUGCUGAGAUAGAGGCCAAACAUCUCAUACCACCCCUCGAAAGACUACUCGCCGUACUGAGUCCACCGUUGUUGCCUGGGGAGCUUCACUGUGCGGCGGGAAUCAAAGGAAGACUGCAAAGCACUCUUCUGCAAGCGGUAUUUGGCCAAGACUCAAGAUUCGGCGAAGCUUUGCGCCCACUCCACCAUGACGAUACUUUGAACAUCUCCCUCAGCACGGCGCCUAUCCCUGAGCAAUCUGUAUCGGAAUGGUUUGUUCAAGAAACUUGGAGACUUCUCGGUUGGGACUUGGUGGCAGGUCCAACAUUGGGUGGAUAAUGUCUCUGGUGUGGACUAUAUCAUAUCAUAAAGCUACUAUAUCUUACGCAAUAUAGCUUGUGGCACGUAUAGCUACCAACUGAAGAUGCACCUUUACAGAAUCAGAAUCCUACAGGCACACGAACCCCCCCUUUCAUUGUUGCAGAGAUGUCUGAAACUUAUUUUAGCUUUAAAAUGCGAGCCGCGUUGUCUCCCAAGACCCCUGCAACGGUCUCAC
Aspergillus japonicus CBS 114.51 is the source of this 2204-nucleotide messenger RNA. RefSeq lists its product as uncharacterized. The record is from RefSeq and is a predicted model, not a curated record. The coding region runs from base 473 to 1987 and encodes 504 amino acids. The transcript has 3 exons. Lineage: Eukaryota; Fungi; Ascomycota; Eurotiomycetes; Eurotiales; Aspergillaceae.